Closterium sp. Naga37s-1 is the source of this 3027-nucleotide messenger RNA. The record is from the annotation of a GenBank genome assembly. NCBI's taxonomy places the organism in Eukaryota, Viridiplantae, Streptophyta, Zygnematophyceae, Desmidiales, Closteriaceae.
AUGCUCCGUCCGGGAUUCGCGGCGGCGUCUACGGCGGGCGCGACGUGGGCUAGCGAUCCCGCAGAGGGGGCGGCGGGUGGGACUGCAGUGGGGGGGGGCGCGUUGGAGGAUGCGGGGACGUAUGACGUGGCACGCAAUGAGAAGUGGGUUUCUGAGGAGAAGGCUCGGCUGCUGACUGUGCAGGGCGGCAAUGUGCCAGGGGGGCUGCUGUUGACACGUGGCAGCUGGCAAUGGGAGGAGAGAGGCCCGUCGCUCUACCGCCUCGUGGGGGUCAUGAGCUUCCACAACUUGAGGAGCAAGCAGGACAUCUUCCUCCCACAUGUGACGGCACGAGUGGCAGUGCUGCUCUCCUCCCACUCCCUCCACGGCAUCUCCACCCACGUCUCUAUCGCUCCGCGCCAUCCGGAAGGCACGCCUGUUCCCCGAGCGGACGGCUACUGGCCGGCAUACAUCGUCCGGGCGGGCAAGGGCACAGCCAUGGAGGUCACUGUUGAGAUCCGGGCGGCAGACUCAGAUUCAGAUUCAGGGGACAAAGCAGCCCUGUCGCACCUCAAGGCCGCCAGGCUGGACGUGCACUACCCGGCGUACGGGCCACAUGGCAGCCUGCCAUUGGUGCAGCACGUCAUCCUGCCCCUCGCCUUCCCCCCCUGCCCGCCUCCUUCUGCUCCUCACGCCCCUCAGUGGCGCAGUAUCGCAUCAGGCAUAUCAGUGCUGGCGGUCCCAACACACCUGCUGUGCCACCUGGACGACCCGCUCCUUGUGCUGCGACACUACGCAGCGCCAUAUGUGCAACCAGGUGACGUGGUGACACUUGGCGAGACCCCAUUGGCAAUCAUGCAAAGCGGCUUCCGCCACCCGGACUCCGUGCCCCCAGGCCUCCUUGCCCGCUUGGCCUGCCUCUGCUUCCUCCCUGCCUCGUCCCUUGCUACGGCUUGUGGCAUGCAGGUUCUGAUAGACUUGGUGGGGGUGGUGCGGGUGGUAGUGGCGGUGAUAGUGGCAAUACUGGCGCGGCUACUGCUGGGGAAGAGGGGGGUGUUUUACCAGCUGGCAGGGUACCAGGCGCGACUCAUUGAUGACAUCACAUGCACCCUCCCUCCUUACGACCAGUUCAUCACUCUAGGCCCCCUGCGCGUGCACGAGACGGUGAAGGGGUUGAGUGCAAGGCUGGGGUGUGCGGUGGCGGUGGUAGACGUCAACGACCUCAAGAAAGUCAAGAUCCUCGCUGCAUCAGCAGGGGUGGACCACAAGAGGCUCACCACAGCGCUGCUCCCCAACCCAGCAGGGAAUGCGGAUCAACAAACCCCAAUAGUCAUCGGCGGCAAUGUGCCAGGGGGGCUGCUGUUGAGACGUGGCAGCUGGCAGUGGGAGGAGAGAGGCCCGUCGCUCUACCGCCUCGUGGGGCGAAUGAGCUUCCACAACACGACACGCAAGCAGGAGAUUUUCAUCCCACAUGUGACGGCGAGUGUGGUGCUGCUCUCCUCUCACUCCCUCCACGGCAUCUCCACCCACAUCGCUCCGCGCCAUCCGGGCGGCAAGCCUGCCCCCCGGGCGGACGGUUACUGGCCGGCGUACAUCACCCGGGCGGGCAAGGGCACGGUGAUGGAGGUCACUGUUGAGAUUCGGGCGGCAGACUCUGACGACGAUGCAGCCCUCUCCCACCUCAAGGUACAAGCAGCCACCCGUGCUUGUCCCAUCUCCCUCCCCCUACCCUCUCCCGCCCUCACUCAAACUUCUCCUGCUCGUCUCUCAUGUCUCUCACACCCACCCCCCCCGCUCCUUCGCUCUCUCCCACCACCGCCCCCUUUCCUCCGCACCACACACGCCCCUCCCCUCACGUCCCUCCCCACAGGCGGCCAGGCUGGACGUGCACUACCCGACGUACGGGCCACAUGGCAGCCUGCCAUUGGUGCAGCAUGUCAUUCUUCCACUAGCCUUUCCCGCCUGCCCGCCCCCAUCUGCUCCUCACGCCCCUCAAUGGCGCAGGUAUGCCCUUCUCUUCUUUGUGUGCUCACUCUGCUCGAUAUGCUCGCUCUGCUCCUUAUGCUCGCUCUGCUGAUCCUGCUCCUCAGCACACAUGCACCGGGGGUGCGCACUCACACACGCAAACCCACGUCUCUCCUCCACUCCCCUGCCCCUCCAUCCGCAUUCACCUCUGCCCCGCACGGUCGCAAUGGUCCUCCUCCCCGGCAGCAUCGCACCGGGCAUAUCAGUGCUGGCGGUCCCGACGCACCUGCUGUGCCACCUCGACGACCCGCUACUCGUGCUCCGACGGUGAGACACGCCCCUCGCCCUCUUGUGCCAUCGCUUUCUACUCCUCGCCCUCUUGCAACUCGGUCUAGUCUAGUGAGAGAAGCCCUCCGACGUUACGCAGCCCCAUAUCUGCAACCAGGUGACGUGGUGACACUUGGCGAGAUGCCAUUGGCCAUCAUGCAGGGUCGCUUCCGCCACCCCGACUCCGUACGUGCGGGCCCUGUAGCCCGCUGGGCGUGCCACCGCUUCCUGCCCACCUCGUCUCUCGCGAUUGCUAGCGUGCUGGGCAUGCCGCCGCUUCCUGCCCACCUCGUCCCUUACUACGGCUUGCGGCAUGCAGGUGAAAAAGGGGAUGGGGCUGUGGGUGGGGUUGGAGAAGGCCCUUGUAGACGUGGUGGGGGUGGUGCGGGUGAUAGUAGCAGUGCUGCUGGCAGCGCUGGCACGGGUGCUGCUGAGGCAGAGGGGCGUGUUCUACCAGCUGGCACGGGAGCAGGCACGGCUUAUCGACGACUCGCUGCAGCCACUGCUGAUCCCCGUCCACUCGCUGCUGAUCCCCUUCCACUCGCUGCUGAUCCCCUUCCACUCGCUGCUGAUCCCCUUCCACUCGCUGCUGAUCCCCGUCCACUCGCUGCUGAUCCCCGUCCACUCGCUGCUGAUCCCCGUCCACUCGCUGCUGAUCCCCGUCCACUCGCUGCUGAUCCCCGUCCACUUGCUGCUGAUCCCCUUCCUCUCGCUGACUCCCCCGUCCACUCGCUGACUCCCCCGUCCACUCGCUGA